Messenger RNA from Capsella rubella, 973 nucleotides. Its product is annotated as zinc finger CCCH domain-containing protein 3. NCBI's taxonomy places the organism in Eukaryota, Viridiplantae, Streptophyta, Magnoliopsida, Brassicales, Brassicaceae. Gene Ontology annotation, cellular component: U12-type spliceosomal complex. Gene Ontology annotation, molecular function: nucleic acid binding; zinc ion binding. The coding region runs from base 57 to 476 and encodes 139 amino acids. The transcript has 5 exons. The record is from RefSeq and is a predicted model, not a curated record.
GCCAAAACUUUGUGAUAUAUUAUUGAUAUUACUACGAGUCGUCAUCGCCGUAGAAGAUGCCGUCUGGGAAAUAUUACUGUGAUUACUGCGACAAGGAGUUUCAAGACACUCAAGUCGCUAGAAAACGCCAUCUUCAGAGCAAACCUCAUCUCCGAGCUAAGGCUCUUUGGUACAGCUCUUCCUCAGAUCUUAAUCCACAAGUCUCCAAUUUUGCGACUAAGGGUCUCUGCAAUAGCUUCAUUACCUCGAACUUUUGCCCAUUCGGAAACUCAUGUAGAUACGUUCACCCCAGCACAGGAUUCACCAAUAAUACACAACCUCAUGCUAAUCAGCUUAACCAACACAUCCAAGGGAGUACUUUAAACCGUGAUUUUGUUAGUGGGAGACUGAAUACAGGUUGGUUUGAUCUUCCGCCAUCUCUGAGACCGCCUCCCGAGCAAGGCUAUCCUCAACUUCCUUCUAUAGACUGGGGAUAAAGAUAAAUUGUGCUCAGAUUCAGUAUUGAUGAUGCUUCUAUAUGAAAGAAAAACUAAUCUCUGCUCGUUAUUCGUUAAGCUCCAUAGAUUUGUAUCUCUUCGGAUUGGAAGAAUAUCAACCAAGCUUCGUCUUGUUACUUAUGCAGAAAGUAUUUUUAUAGACAUUGUUUGGACAUUGCAAUUAAACACUUUGCGCGGUUUUGUUGAUAGAAAAGUCUUUGAAUUUUAUUAGCUCCUCCAUAGUCAUUUGCUUGAGUGUCUCUGCCUUGUAAAUAAAAAACCUGAAAAACACCCACAAGACUUCAUUCCCUGAACCAAACUUCCUAAAUAUUUGAUAGAGUCGGAGCAGUAAGCUCGUUAAGCUUAUGGGUUAUUUAUCCUUGUAUGUAAAUUUAAACUUGGUGCAGUUGAACUAUGAAUGGAUGUUUGUAAGUAGCAUAAAAUCAGAAGUAAAGUAAGCAGAAACACAGCUUUUGUUUAUAAAGAUUAAGAUGUAA